CCUCUGCAGGUGGAAGAAUCCAAGGCCUUUAUCCUCUGUCCAGCUUUGCUUUGGGGUAGCCUCCGGUUUCAGGCGUCUCAUCAUUCCCGCCUGCCAACCUGUCUGAUAUGUCGGGACCCGUGCCGAGCAGGGCCAGAGUUUACACGGAUGUGAACACACACAGACCCCGGGAGUACUGGGACUAUGAGUCGCACGUUGUUGAGUGGGGAAAUCAAGAUGACUACCAGCUAGUUCGAAAAUUAGGCCGAGGCAAAUACAGUGAAGUAUUUGAAGCCAUCAACAUUACAAAUAAUGAAAAAGUAGUUGUUAAAAUUCUCAAGCCUGUUAAAAAGAAGAAAAUCAAGCGUGAAAUCAAGAUCUUAGAGAAUUUGCGAGGCGGUCCCAAUAUAAUCACUCUUGCAGAUAUAGUAAAAGAUCCUGUGUCUCGGACACCCGCUUUGGUUUUUGAACAUGUAAACAACACAGACUUUAAGCAAUUAUACCAGACAUUAACAGAUUAUGAUAUUCGAUUCUACAUGUAUGAGAUUUUGAAGGCUCUAGAUUACUGCCAUAGCAUGGGAAUCAUGCACAGAGAUGUCAAACCGCACAACGUGAUGAUUGACCACGAGCACAGAAAGCUUAGACUAAUAGACUGGGGUUUGGCUGAAUUCUAUCACCCCGGCCAAGAGUACAAUGUCAGAGUGGCUUCCAGAUAUUUCAAAGGACCUGAACUCCUUGUAGAUUAUCAGAUGUAUGAUUACAGUCUGGAUAUGUGGAGCUUGGGUUGCAUGUUGGCUAGUAUGAUAUUCCGAAAGGAGCCAUUUUUCCAUGGCCAUGACAACUAUGAUCAGCUGGUGAGGAUAGCCAAAGUGCUGGGCACGGAAGAUCUCUAUGACUAUAUUGACAAAUACAACAUUGAACUGGAUCCACGUUUCAAUGACAUCUUGGGCAGACACUCCCGCAAGCGAUGGGAGCGCUUUGUCCACAGUGAGAACCAACAUCUGGUGAGUCCAGAAGCUCUGGAUUUCUUAGACAAGCUGUUGCGAUACGAUCACCAGUCACGACUCACAGCGAGAGAAGCCAUGGAACACCCCUAUUUCUAUCCCAUUGUGAAAGACCAAGCUCGGAUGGGCUCCUCCAACAUGCCGGGUGGCAGCACUCCUGUCAGCAGUGCGAGUAUGAUGUCAGGGAUUUCUUCAGUGCCAACACCUUCACCCCUUGGACCUCUAGCAGGCUCACCCGUCAUUUCUGCCACCACCACCCUGGGGAUGCCUGUUCCGGCUGCUGCAGGCGCUCAGCAGUAGUGAUGGGCUCUGUCUCCUGCUGCCUGAGCUGUCAGGUGGGGAAGAGGUUUCCCCCUCCACCUCUCCUCAGGACGCAGCUCGUGCCUGGCAGGGGAAGGGAGGGGAUGAACGCUUUGGAGGCACCGUGUCUGAACUGUUGCUUGUGGAUUUAUAGUAGUUCAGUCAUUAUAUACAAAAUUAUUAUAGGCUGA
This is a messenger RNA of Apaloderma vittatum (bar-tailed trogon), 1474 nucleotides long. RefSeq names its product casein kinase II subunit alpha. The coding region runs from base 108 to 1283 and encodes 391 amino acids. Gene Ontology annotation, cellular component: cytosol; nucleus; protein kinase CK2 complex. The record is from RefSeq and is a predicted model, not a curated record. Gene Ontology annotation, biological process: protein phosphorylation. The transcript is spliced from 12 exons. NCBI's taxonomy places the organism in Eukaryota, Metazoa, Chordata, Aves, Trogoniformes, Trogonidae. Gene Ontology annotation, molecular function: ATP binding; protein serine/threonine kinase activity.